AUGGUACUUAUUUCCUCUUGCAUUCUUAUUCUCUUUUACAUUCUAAUUCUCUUUCUAUUUUCAAAUUUUAAAAUCACCUAA
Messenger RNA from Spirodela intermedia, 81 nucleotides. Lineage: Eukaryota; Viridiplantae; Streptophyta; Magnoliopsida; Alismatales; Araceae. The record is from the annotation of a GenBank genome assembly.